AGCAAUCAUUGGCUCAGGGCGCGUGCGCGCACAGCAACCGCUGGGCGCCGGGCGCGAUGGCAAGCUUCGGACGGAAGCCGGCCCGCCAGGGCCGCCAGGCGCUGGCCGGCGCCUCGGCACCGCGAGACGGGCCUGCCGGUGGCGCAGAGGACAAGUCCGACGCCCUCCGGAGGCUGCUCCGGGAGGAGGCCGAGCGAGAGAAGUACGCCGAGGAGUUCGCGGCGCGCGGCGAGAGGGAGCGCGAGGAGGCGAGGCGGGCCGGCGAGGCCCAGGCACAGCAGCGGCGGGCGCACGAGGAGGUGGUCCAGAAGUGGAAGGGUCGGCCCAACCCGAUCGUCUUCCUGGACGUGCAGGUGCGCGGCCCCGGGCAGCACGUGCUGGCGUCUGGACGCCUCGAGAUCGAGCUGUUCGCCGACCAGGUGCCGAUCACGGCGGAGAACUUCCGAUGCCUCUGCACCGGCGAGAGAGGUCGGACGCCUUCGGGGCCGGGAGGUGGACGCCUCCACUACAAGUUGUCGAAGUUUCACCGUGUCGUCCCAGGCUUCAUGGCGCAGGGCGGCGACAUAACCCACGGCGACGGUACUGGUGGUCUGUCUAUCUACGGCCCCACCUUUCUCGACGAGAACUUCAAGCGCCUGCACUCCAGGUGUAACCUCCUCUCGAUGGCCAACAGUGGCCCCGACUCCAACAACUCGCAGUUCUUCGUCCUGUUCAAGCAGUGCAAGCACCUGGACAGGAAACACGUCGUCUUCGGAGAGAUCGUCCGCGAGGACGGCGGCGUCAUGAAGAGGAUAGAGUCUAUCGGCUCCGAAGACGGCUCUGUAGAUGGCCAGAUUCUCAUCACCAAUUGCGGAGAACUGGCUGGAGCCGAGGACGAGCAGAGGCGACGCCAUGCUUCCAUCCGAGGGAGGCGAAGUACGGUAUCUUGAGCUCAGGAAGGUGAUUCGAUCAGAAUUGGAACCAUUAUGUUGGUGUUGUUGCGUGGGAAGCAGCGCUCACAGGUUUACGAUUACGCGUUCGUGCCCCAAUGUUUUCUUGUGGAGUACUGCUCCACACUAGGCGAAGAUCAGCGCCGAACGAAUAGUGUAUGAAACUAUGACGGGAAGUCACAUGUUUUACAUGAUUACGCGAGGCCAUCUUGAUCUUCAUGAAAUGAUCCAUGGAUUUAGGACCGUUGUUCGAACAUUUACGCUAAAUCUAUGGUAGGCUUGACUCCGUAAAGUAUCCCUGUGCCUUUACUCUCCUUCCCUCCUCUGCUUUUGCCUGGUGGCUCAUUGCUUGUGGUAUAAGUUGUCCAGGGAAGGUUUCAUGUCGUUGCCGUCCCCCUCGUGAUAGUUAUGUAAUCCCAGGUGGCGCGCUAGCACCCGAGCGAAUGAUGCAUUUAUGAAACGUGGUAUCAACGUCGGUCAUGAUGGAUGGCAUCGGCAAGAAAGAAGUAUCACGUGUAGUAUGCCAUGGGUCGGCUGCAUGUUUGUGCCGUUGCUUGUCAUGGGGCAAGUCGUUGCGCAUAACACUAAGUAUUGCAAUGUUGGGCACGCUCUUGUCGGCGGAUUUGUUGCGGUGCGCGAACCAGGUCUCGGGACAGAUUUCGCGACCGGUCCCGCUCAAAUUCUCCGAGCAAGCGGAAAAGGCAACGUGCGUGCUACAUUUGAUUCGCGGAAAAUGGUUUGGGGGCGGCGCGAUGCGGUCAUUCCCUUUUGCUUGCAUACGGUUGGGAAGGUUUGGAUAGCGUGUCGCUCGGCCUGUUCUGGCCCACCGCGCUCUGGAGCG
Messenger RNA from Prorocentrum cordatum, 1770 nucleotides. The record is from the annotation of a GenBank genome assembly. Lineage: Eukaryota; Dinophyceae; Prorocentrales; Prorocentraceae.